CAAACGAAUAAAGGAGACAAAGAAGAAGUCGCUCAUUCAUAGUUCAGCUCUGUUCAACUUUAAAUGUGGCCAAAAACCUUAGACCUGUCUUGUGAGGCCUUAAGCUGCCAACCAGAGAACUGGAAGAAGCGACAGCCUGCGAGGGAGCAGUUAGCAUCAGAGCUAACUGAGAAGCUAACGGCCAGAGAAGUUUCCUGUUAGAGGAAAAGGGAAAAAGUGACUUCUCAUUGAGAACACUGGACACUUAUUGGACUCUGGGCUGUUUGGAGGCUUUUCUCCGAGGAACAAAAGCGAGUCUGACGCCUUUUGUUCUCUUGGAAGGUUCUUGUUGAUCAAUCUGCCAGUGGCCAAGAGAGGAACUUCAUUAUUAACCUGAAGGAACCAAACUCCAAAGACAUGAAAGAGGAAGAACCAGAACCUCAAGGAAUUAAAGAACAGCUUGGACUGUGUAUCUUUCCAGAUGAAAAGCAACUUGUUAAGCAGGAGACAGAAACCUUUGUAGGGUUUUCUACUUGUGACAAACUAUUUCAAGUUGAACCUGAACUGCAACAGAUGAACGUGACAAAGGAGGAACCAGAACCUGUAGAGAUUAAAGAGGAACAUGGGGAUCUCUGGAGUAAUGAGGAUGAGGAGCAACUUGUAGUGAAGCAGGAGGCUGACACCUUUAAGGUGACUCCUCUGGAUUUAAAACAUGACACAAAUGAACCAGAAGAGAAACUGAACCAACUUCUCAAUGCAGACUCCCCUGAAGGUGAGAAGCAACAUCAGCAGGAUAAUAAUGAAGAGUCAGGAUCAAACACAGAUGAUGAACUAAAGCGUAAAAAGAGACGAGAGAAAACCAAAGAUCACAAUAAUGGUUCAAAACUAAAAAGACAUAAGACCAAUAAACCUUGUGAAGUAUGUGGUAAAUGUUUCACCAAGUGUAGCUGUUUGACUAAUCACAUGAGAGGAAAUACAGGGGAGAAAUCUUUCCUGUGUGUGCUUUGUGGAAAAGGUUUCCCAAGUCAAAGUCAUUUAAAUAUCCACAUGAGAGCCCACACAGGGGAGAAGCCUUUCUCCUGUCCAAGUUGCGCAAAAGGGUUUUCUCAAAAAAGUCACUUGAAUAUGCACAUAAGAACUCAUACGGGCGAGAAGCCGUACUCUUGUGAAAUGUGUGAAAAAUCUUUCAUUCUUGGAAGUCAUCUGGCUUGUCACAUGAGAACACACACAGGGGAGAAGCCUUUUUCUUGUCCAACUUGUGCAAAAGCUUUUUCCACUAAAGGUUACCUGACUAUUCACAUAAGAAGUCAUACGGGCCAGAAGCCGUACGCAUGUGAAAUGUGUGAUAAAUCUUUCAGUGUUGGUAGUUAUUUAGCUCGUCACAUUAGAACGCAUACUGGUGAGAAGCCGUUUUCCUGUCCAACUUGUGCAAAAGGGUUUCCCACUAAAGGUAGCCUGAAUACACACUUAAGAACUCAUAUCAGCGAAAAGCCCUACGCAUGUGAAAUGUGUGAUAAAUCUUUCAGCGUUGGUAGUUAUUUAGCUCGUCACAUGAGAAUGCACACAGGUGAGAAGCCGUUUUCCUGUCCAACUUGUGCAAAAAGUUUUUCCACUAAAGGUAGCCUGACUAUUCACCUAAGAACUCAUUCGGGCUACAAGCCUUACGCUUGUGGAAUGUGUGAUAAAUCUUUCAGCUUUGGUAGUCAUUUAGCUGGUCACAUGAGAACGCACACAGGUGAGAAGCCCUUUUCCUGUCCAACUUGUGCAAAAGGUUUUUCCACUAAAGGUAGCCUGAGUAUUCAUCUAAGAACUCAUUCGGGCAACAAGCCUUAUCAUUGUAGAGUGUGCAAUAAAUCUUUCAGCACUGGUAGUUAUUUAGCUGGUCACAUAAGAACUCAUACGGGCGAGAAGCCGUAUGCAUGUGAAAUGUGUAAUAAAUCGUUCAGCUGUAGUAGUAGUCUGGCUUGUCACAUGAGAUCCCACUCAGGUGAGAAACCUUUUUCCUGUCCAACUUGUGCAAAACGUUUUUCCACUAAAGGUAGCCUGAGUAAGCACACAAGAACUCACACAGGUGAGAAGCCUUAUCAUUGUAAAGUGUGCGAUAAAUCUUUUACUUCCUCUAAUAGUAGGCUUGAACAUAUGAGAACUCACACAGGUGAGAAGCCUUAUCAUUGUAAAGUGUGUGCUAAAUCUUUCAGUACUUGUAGUAAUUUAGCUGGUCACAUGAGAACGCAUACUGGUGAGAAGCCUUUUUCCUGUCCAACUUGUGCAAAAGGGUUUUCUCAAAGAGGUCACCUGAAUAAACACAUAAGAACUCAUACGGGCGAGAAGCCUUAUCAUUGUAGAGUGUGCGAUAAAUCUUUCACUUCCUAUAAUAGUAGGCUUGAACAUAUGAGAACUCACACAGGUGAGAAACCUUAUCAUUGUAAAGUGUGUGACAAAUCUUACAGCAGUGGUAGUUAUUUAGCUUGUCACAUGAGAACGCAUACUGGUGAGAAGCCUUUUUCCUGUCCAACUUGUGCAAAAACGUUUUCCCAGAGAGGUAACUUGCGUAAGCACUUAAGAACUCAUACGGGCGAGAAGCCUUAUCAUUGUGAAGUGUGCAAUAAAUCUUUUACUUCCUCUAGUAAUAGGAUUAAACAUAUGAGAACUCACAGGUGAGAAGCUGUAUGCUUCUAAAGUGUGUGCUAAGUCUUUCAGACUCAGUUGUCAUCUGGCUGAUCGCAUGCUAACCCACAGGUGAGAAGCCUUUUCUCUGUUUGAUGUGUAGAAAAUGUUUCUUCAAGCAAAGCAAUCCAAGUGUCCACAUGAGAAUCCAUGGUGAUGACAGGCCUCACUCUUCAGAUACAUAUUAAAUCAAUAACUGUUGUAAAUUAGCUAAACACAACAUACAAGUCAGUUUAAUCAUUAAAGGAAAAGUCCGGUCAAAAUCAGUAAUUAAACUGCAUGAAGUACUUUAAAUAUAAAAUUAUUACAUACUUUUCAAUAAAUGAUGAGUUUUCUUAAUUAAGAGUAAUUUUCAUUUGAAUCUACUUUGCUGGGCGCAUCCAUCUUGGUUUAGAACAGUUUUUCCACCUCCCAGUUUGUGACAUCACAGUGCAGUGCAAUGUUAUCAAGGAGUGAAAACUCAUAUUUAGAACCAAUCUCUGCUCAAAAUGGUGAUCUGCACCGUCUAAUCUAUUUUCAGCAGUUAUCAGUUAUUGCAACCGUAAACUGCAGAAAAUACAGGCAUGGCUGCUCCUUCUGCCUUUAACUCACUCUGCUCCUAUGUCAGGAUGAGCUCCAGUGCGUUAUGAGGCGGAGGGAUAUUUCAGCGUCACUUAGUUUAGAGCCGAAACAAUCGACU
Molecule: messenger RNA, 3325 nt
Organism: Fundulus heteroclitus (mummichog)
Lineage: Eukaryota; Metazoa; Chordata; Actinopteri; Cyprinodontiformes; Fundulidae
Product: zinc finger protein 260-like
Exons: 3
Coding region: 397-2640 (747 amino acids)
Biological process (GO): regulation of transcription by RNA polymerase II
Cellular component (GO): nucleus
Molecular function (GO): RNA polymerase II transcription regulatory region sequence-specific DNA binding; DNA-binding transcription factor activity, RNA polymerase II-specific
Source: RefSeq, a predicted model, not a curated record